AUGAAGAAAAGCAGAGGUCGGACAGGUCGAAAGAGAAAAAGAAAACACUUGAAGAGUUUUAUGGAUGGAGUCAGCUGCAGUCACAAGCUGGAAUAUAUUAAACUUAAGAAGUGGCUAAAAGAGAGACAAUUUGAGGACAGUAAUUUAAGGCCAGCAGAGUUCUGGGAGACAGGGAGAGGAUUGAUGACAACAAAAGCUCUUCAGACAGGAGAUCUGAUUAUUUCCUUGCCAGAGAAGUGUUUGCUCACCACAGACACCGUCCUCAGCAGCUGCUUGGGAGGACACAUUGUGAAAUGGAAACCCCCCGUGUCUCCUUUGCUGGCACUGUGCACGUUUUUGAUAGCAGAGAAACACGCUGGGGAGAAAUCCCCAUGGAAGCCCUACCUGGAUGUUCUACCCAAGACUUACACUUGCCCUGCUUGUUUGGAGCCUGAUGUAAUAAAUCUACUCCCAAAACCCUUAAAAAAGAAGGCUCAGGAACAAAAAAUUAUGAUCCAAGAGCUGUUUAGGUCUUCCAAAGCUUUCUUCUCCUCCUUGCAGCCUUUAUUUGCUGAGAACACAGGAACUAUUUUUAAUUACAGUGCUUUGGAGUGGGCUUGGUGCACUAUAAAUACCAGGACAAUCUACAUGAAACAUCCACGCAGGGAAUGUUUCUCCCUGGAACCAGAUGUUUAUGCAUUGGCACCAUAUUUAGAUUUAUUAAACCACAGCCCAAAUGUUCAGGUGAAAGCUGAAUUUAACGAGCAGACGAGGAGCUAUGAAAUUUGGACAAAUUCACAGUGCAGAAAAUACCAGGAAGUUUUUAUCUGCUAUGGACCUCAUGAUAAUCAGAGGCUGCUGCUGGAAUAUGGAUUUGUUGCCAUGGACAACCCUCACAGCAGCGUUUAUGUCUCACCAGAUACUCUCAUCAAAUAUUUCUCACCACUGGACAAGCAGAGAAAGGCCAAAGUUUCCAUUCUAAAGGAUCAUGAUUACCUAGAGAACCUGACCUUUGGAUGGGAGGGACCAUCCUGGAGACUCCUCACAGCCCUCAAGGUGCUGAGUCUGGGAGCAGAUGAAUUUGCCUGCUGGAAGAGGAUCCUGCUUGGUGAUGUCACUUCAGCCAGGAAUGAGCAGCAGGCUUUGGGUACAGCAGCAAAAAUUUGUCAGUUUUUAAUAGAGGAGACCCAGCAUGUCCUUCUCCAGAUCUCCCAGUUGAAAAGGGACAAAGAGAACCUCAAACCCCACCUGGCUUUGGUGGAAAUGCUGCGCUCAGAAGACCUCAAGAUCCUUGAAAAAUCAGCUGAGAUUCUUUGCAACUUGAAUUUAGGAACAAUUUGAGCCCUCUGGAGCUGUGCCAGAUUUUAUUGGUCAGGGAUUAUUGACAGAUUAUUACUCUUCUAAUGGACCUGAGCAAAGAAUACUUUCAAAAUUCACCAGAAUAAUUUUGUUCUUUGCUGACCUUCACACAAAAGGCUCUGCUGAAGUGGAGAGCUCCUUGGUUUGGAGAAAAGAGAAUUUUUAUAAAGGGAAUUUCAGGGCAGGACCCUUACUUACAGAAACUUCAUUUGGAAUUGUUUUUCUCUUGUGAUUAUUUUCCAUGAUGUGAUUUU
Molecule: messenger RNA, 1592 nt
Organism: Cinclus cinclus
Lineage: Eukaryota; Metazoa; Chordata; Aves; Passeriformes; Cinclidae
Gene: SETD4
Product: SET domain containing 4
Exons: 10
Coding region: 1-1320 (439 amino acids)
Biological process (GO): positive regulation of transcription by RNA polymerase II; peptidyl-lysine trimethylation; peptidyl-lysine monomethylation
Molecular function (GO): histone H3K4 methyltransferase activity; protein binding; histone H3K36 methyltransferase activity
Source: RefSeq, a predicted model, not a curated record